Hemibagrus wyckioides is the source of this 3263-nucleotide messenger RNA. RefSeq names its product calmegin (gene clgn). The record is from RefSeq and is a predicted model, not a curated record. Gene Ontology annotation, cellular component: endoplasmic reticulum; endoplasmic reticulum membrane. The transcript has 15 exons. The coding region runs from base 160 to 2037 and encodes 625 amino acids. Gene Ontology annotation, molecular function: calcium ion binding. Lineage: Eukaryota; Metazoa; Chordata; Actinopteri; Siluriformes; Bagridae. Gene Ontology annotation, biological process: protein folding.
CCUCGAGGCGAUGCGCUCUGAGCUUUCUUCUCCAUUUCUGCUGUCAUGUACUUCAUUCAAUUCAGUGGGAUUAAUUGAAGCUAAGUCAGUUAUUGUGUUAGAGACCGUUUUGUGGCGUGAGCUCAGACUUUCGGGGAGAAAUAUUCAACAGUAUAAGAGAUGAAGCUGCGGUGGCGCUGGACAUGUCUCCUGCUCUUGUCCAUCGUUGUAGUAACAUGGGCCCAUGAGGAUGAGCUGGAGGAUGAUGAAGAGGCACAAGUGGAGGAUGGAGAGGUGGACUCCGAGGCGGACAGCAGUGAAGUACAAGCUGAUGCUAACAUCUCUUUCCAGGUCACAUAUAAGACUCCUGUACCCACUGGUGAGGUUUUCUUCUCUGAAACAUUCGACGACGGAUCUUUCGGCAGAUGGAUAAAAUCCAGGACAAUGAAAGAGGAUGCAGAUGAGGAUAUUGCUAAAUAUGAUGGUAAAUGGGAGGUGGAGCCUCUGAAGGAGAACAAAGUGCCUGGUGACCUGGGUUUAGUGCUGAAGUCUCGUGCAAAGCAUCACGCCAUCGCAGCUCCUCUCAACAAACCAUUCGUCUUCAAGAACAAGCCACUCGUGGUGCAGUAUGAAGUCAAUUUUCAAGAUGGUAUUGACUGCGGUGGUGCCUACAUCAAAUUACUGUCUGACUCCCCCAACCUCGACUUGGAGCAGUUUCAUGACCGUACACCAUACACCAUCAUGUUCGGACCUGAUAAGUGUGGAGAAGACUACAAACUGCACUUCAUCUUUAGGCAUAAAAACCCUCUGAAUGGAGAUUUUGAGGAGAAACAUGCCAAGAGGCCUGACACAGACCUCAGAAAGGUGUACUCAGACAAGAAAACACACCUUUACACACUGGUUCUGAAUCCAGACAAUACGUACGAGAUAUUUAUUGACCAGUCCAGUGUUAGUAAAGGAAGCCUGUUGACUGAUGUGAUUCCACCUGUAAACCCAGCCAAAGAGAUUGAUGAUCCCAACGACUCUAAACCAAGUGACUGGGAUGAGCGAGCUAAGAUUCCUGACCCAGAAGCAGUCAAGCCUGAUGACUGGGAUGAAGAUGCCCCUGCAACAGUGCCUGAUCCAGAUGCAGUGAAACCUGAGGGCUGGCUGGACGAUGAGCCUGAGUUUAUCCCAGAUUCUACAGCUGAGAAACCUGAAGACUGGGAUGAGGAGAUGGAUGGUGAAUGGGAAGCUCCUCAGGUUCCUAACCCUGUGUGUCAAACUGCUCCUGGCUGUGGCGAGUGGAAACCUCCCACCAUCAAUAACCCCAAGUACAAGGGUAAAUGGAAGGCUCCGCUAAUCGACAACCCCAACUACCAGGGUGUGUGGAGCGCACAGAAGAUCCCAAAUCCGGACUAUUUUGAAGAUCUGGAUCCGUUUAAGAUGACCCCAUUCCGGGCUGUGGGACUGGAGCUGUGGUCCAUGACAUCUGACAUCUACUUUGAUAACUUUAUCAUUAGCGCAGAUAAAGAGGUGGCAGACCGCUGGGCUGCAGAUAGCUGGGGGCUCAAAAAACUGGUGGCUAGUGCAAAUGAGCCGGGGGUGUUUAGUCAGCUGGCGUUGGCGGCGGAGGAGAGACCAUGGCUGUGGAUAGUCUAUAUUCUGACUGUUGGACUGCCGGUUGGCCUGGCUGUUCUUUUUUGCUGGCCUAAGAAGUCCGAUGAUGAUUACGUCUAUAAGAAAAUCGAUCCACCCAAAAGGGAAGAGGUAGAAGAAGAAGAAGAAGAGGAGGAGGAGGAGGAGGAGGAAGAAGAGGGAGAAGAGGAAGAGCAGGAGAAAGAAAAGCAAGAGGACACAGUUGAUGCAGAGGAAGAUGCUGAACCAACUGCAGACAAUACAGGCAGAACCGAUGAGGAAGGUGAAGAAGCUGAAGAAGAAGCUCCAGAGGAGGAAGAGGAAACCAGUAAAUCGAACGACAUGCCUUCAGAUGAUGAGAUGAAGGAUGCGGAUGAAGGACUCGACAGCACUGAUGGACAGAAACAGGCUGUGAGGAAAAGAAGAGUACGGAAGGACUGAAGGGCCUGUUUCCUAUCCUUUUUUCCCCUCCACUGUUCCCUUUUCUCUUUCUUCCUUUUCUCGCCCUCUCUGCCUCUUUAAAUGCUGCAUGCCCCUGGCUUUGUGACAACCACAGGCUCCACCAACUCCACCAGAGCUCCUACUUCUCUUUCCCAUUAUCUUAGUCUUCCUCUCCACCAGUAGUUUAUAUAUGGGUUUACUCUUUCAAUUUAGCCAUACCAAUGAAGACUCUGCUGUAUUUCCUCACCAGAGGACCGAAUAAGUAGCAUUGAGCACCGAGACCAGAUUUGACAUCUGACUGUGCACUUAAUGACAUGAAGGGUAAGAAAGAAAGGAAAAAAAAAAAAGAUGCACUCAAAUGGAAAUCAUUUCAAACCCGACAUUACGUUUGUGAUUAUUUCAAAAAGUGUUCUUUAACUUAUUUAAAAGGAGUUAGCACCAGGUUUGUGAGUUUUAAGUUAUUCAGUUUUUAGCUUUAUUUGUUUAAAAGAAAGUGCACUGGACAUAUUUAUUAUUUGUAUGUUGUUUAGAAGAACAAUCUUGCUUUCUGUAGUAAUCGCUCUUAGUUUAUAGUUUGACUUGAGAAUCUGUUUUUACACAGAAACCGACAACGCUUUACGACUCGGCAAACGAUAGACAUCUUUUAAAACAUGGCCGUCGGAUGUAAUUCUCUUUAUAAAGAUAUAUUUCACAUAGAGAGCUCAUUAUUCUACACCAAUCCAGUGAGGUUACAGAAGAAAAUGCAAGCAAAGCUGAUGUGAGCAACUAAAAGGGAAUUCCAGUGUUAAUCACAUGUGGACCAAAAAAAAAAUAUAUAUUCAACCUUGAUCAGCGUUACUGUUAAUUGCAAGAUGAAAAAUUAAAAUGAAACGUACAUAAUUUUCCCUUUAGCCUAAACUGCGCCAUUGCAGGUUUUCAACCAAUAGCACAUCUUACCCCAGAUUUUUUUUUUUGUUUGUUUCUGGCCAUAGUACAUGGCUUUCAGAGCUUUUGUCUCUCACAAGUUGAGCAAAACAAAGAAAAAUUUACAAAUCAGAAAUGUUAUUUUUGAUGUUCUAACAGUACAGUGUAACCAAAAUAACUUGAUAGACCUGCAUAAAGUCUCACAAGCAGCUGAAAUUCUCUUGAUUUCCUGCCUCCAAAGCUACAGUGUAGAACGAUAACCUCAUCACCAGGAUUAAUCCAGUUUCAUCUGAAUUAAUAAUAAUAAUAAUAAUAAAUGUAAU